Spirometra erinaceieuropaei is the source of this 6704-nucleotide messenger RNA. Lineage: Eukaryota; Metazoa; Platyhelminthes; Cestoda; Diphyllobothriidea; Diphyllobothriidae. The record is from the annotation of a GenBank genome assembly.
AUGUACAGUUGGUCCUUUGGUUGUAGUCUUCGCACCUUCGACUUGAAUUGGUAUGUCAAAUUGUAUCCAAUAAAUCGUGAUAAUAUCCUUUAGACACGCGUUAUUAACAGUUCUUUCUCUGUUUGUCCAAUUUUGAAGUUUUGUGUAAAGUUCGGCUGCCUUUCAGCAUGUUACAGUUGUCUUCCGGCCUUUACUCUGUUGAGUACUUGGGCUUAAACACAACCCAGGGCGAGGUAUACCUUGCCCGAUAUAUUUUGGAUACAUCUGUUACCCUUAAUAUUAAUUCACUUUCGUUUAAGUUGAACUGCGAAUUCGUAUUGUCGCUUGUACUAUAUGACAGACAAAUGCAUUUGUCUGUCAUAUAUAUAUGCCCUAGUAGCAUUAAAUAGCUACCUGAUGCACUGUUAUAGCGGAAAUCUCGCGAUAGGGCUAUCUCGUCACCUGAUUGGUCAGCGGGUUUAUCGAUUUAUCGCAGUCAUUGGUUGGCGCGCUUGAGCUAUCGGUGCUCCCACGCCGCAUGCGCGUCGCCAUUAUUGCUUGCGUAUCGCGUGCGGCGUGUGCUAUCAACUGCUCUCUGCUGCAAUCUCUUAUACCCUUUUUUGCUUCAUUAACCCAUCCUUUUUAUUGUUCACCGUCACCUCGCUGUGGAAUUGCUACUAGGGUGACAGACAAGUACAAGCGACAAUGCAUAUUCGCAGUUCAACUUAAACGAAAGUUAAUUAAUACUAAGGGUAACCGAUGCAUGCAACUCUUAUGCUGGCUAUAUGUAGCCAUCAUCCAUCACCAUUGGUUGUUAACAUAUUCUGAACCCCCUGGCGAAGGUUGUAAUACCCAGCUUGUCCUCGUCCUGUUGGGGCUUCAGAUCGCCGGUGCCUUCGUAGUCCUUCGCUGGACGACCAACUGAGAAGGGCUCGUCAAUGGAUUGAUUCCGUAUCCCAGACGACAUGAUAACAAGUAAUCCAGCAACAAUCGUCAGCAGGAGUGAUACAAGGAACCGUUUAUUGUAAUCGAAUAAUUGUAACACGGAGAAAGGGAGUUACAGGGGUGUGGCAGACUCCUUGAUUGCUUUAGUCAAUGGAUGUCUCUCUGACAGAAUAAUUCGGUGCAGUAUCUGGCUGCACAAGGGGGAGUGUAGAGCUGGAGGCUGCUACAGGGGUUGGGAUCCGGUUCUCGCCAGUCGAUUCUGAGACUUAGAAGAAAAACAGGGACCUUCGUAAAACAACAAAAGGACGGAUCAGUUCAAUUCUGUCAUACCACAGGUUAUUAAUCUUGCUGUCCAAUCCGGAGGUCCACUUGCGUCACGUUUACCAAUGUUGUUUGCGUAAACUCUUCGUCAGGCCAGAACGAGAUGACUUCUCAGGGGAAUCUUCUCCGGCAAGGCGAGCCUGGGAAAAUUUGUGUAACCCUGUUCUAAGAGGUCUUUACUUUUGUGGGCGUCCUGGUCUGAUCCAUUUUGCAUGUUUACCGCCUCACAAAUGAUUAUUUUUCGUCUCCCUCAAUCAGCCUUAGGCACCAGCCCGAAUGCAUUCGGGAAAAGGAUUAAAGACAGUAACAGAAAAACCUGCGACAGUGACUGGAACAUUGGUACUGUCCAUACUCUACUUCUUCUCGGGUCGUACCCCGAGCCGUAGCUUGGGUCCCACAAUAGCACGGUCAAGGCGUUUUACGCUGCUGGUUUUGACACAACUCAUCCUGUAGAAGUCUAUCACUAAACUGACCCAGUCUGCUCUGCAGAGUAUGCGGUCGGCUGGUCUUCAUCGGCAGUCAUAACUUGAGUAUCAUAUUACUAAAUUUGGCCUAGUUCACCCUUGGUGUGGAGCACGACCAAUCGGAUGAAAAUAACGAAACUGUCUUGCGUCAUUCCCACUGCUAAGUGACCUACUUAUCGCCCCGUAAUUGCAUUUUAUCCCCUCUGUCCUACAUUACCAUCCUCCCAAUUGCCGGGAUCAUACAUGGGGAUACGCCUGACUACGACCUUAGGGUGAUCGUAAAAAGCUUCUUUAUGCACGUUAUCAGCUUUCAUUUUGGUUUGCAUCAAAACAAUGUUGGCGUUGAUAGCAGCGCCACGAAGACCUUCGGUUACUCUCCUCAUUGACAGCGGUUCCAAACGUUUAAGUGAAAUUUUGAUCAGACUGUAUUAUCUAUUUUUUGUCUUUGUGACUGCCUACCGAAUCUCUACGGGAGAUUCACGGCGAGCCAGAGUGCUACAAUUCCAUCAUGCAAUUAGAAUAUUCACUGAAACCGAAUAUUUCGCAACACAAAUGCUCCCUGUCACAGCCGAAAAUACAUGAACCCGUAACUCAGUGACAAUCGGCGAUGGCAUUCAGUCUCGGGGCUAAUGAUGACAGGUAAGCCACAAAUGGCCGUCUCCGUCUGCCUUGUCGUAUACUGAUCGCUGCAUUAGCUACGAAUGGUAACUUGCCCUACUUCCAACCUCUUCAGCCUGAGGGUGAUUCCCACAACCUGGAAGAUUCGCUGACCGGCGGUGGCCCCCCUCAGUUUGUAAGGGUUGUUAUGAACACAACCGCCUGUGGAGAUUUCCACAUUUUGACGAGGCGUUAAUUAGUACUGCUCAGAGGCCGGUGGAUAUUGCGGUUCUCUGGGUUUGUGUGAACCAUGACUGCGUAAAGAACGGAGGGUCUUCAAUGCUUAUAGUUAAAAAUGCUCCUUCAACCAACUACCUGCGCCUACUUCAGGGAAGGUCAGAAAAUCCCGCUCCUCAAGACACCUGUCUCGUGCUAAUGAAAUACACGACGCAGAACUCGAGAUACUCACGUUUUGCAUAAAUCGCAAUGCAGAAAACACUGCACCCGAUAAACUCAUCGGUUGAUAACUUUGAUAAUCCUUUGAAAACUUUAUUUUGUUGGAAACGUUGGCUAUUUUCAAAUCUACCAUGUUUUACCAUGUUUACUUUACAUCUGUCCGAACAUAACAGCAGUUUAACAUUAUUUUUAUCACCUAAACUAGCACUUUCAGUUGCGUCGAAAUGGUUCAUUAUUAAAAGCAUGGUCGGAACGUGGGCAAUGAGAUAAAAUCACCACUAAGAUUUAUAUGCUUAGGCAUCAGUCGCUUAGCAGCAGAGUUUGCUUAUUACGGAGGCUGCUUUCAACACUGGUAUUGGUUGGAACUCAAACGCGUGCUAGAUCGAAUUCCAGCCACCGUACCGUAACUUCUAAACAGUCGGCACUCCAGCGCAGACGUGAUCGCCACACGGUUAUUCCUUAAUUUAUUUUAUCCUUCAUCCAUUUUCAGGAUAAUUUAUAGGCUGGCUAUGGAAUUUCGUCUCAAGGCAUUCGUUUCAAGUCCUUCCAAUAGAUUCCUGUGAAAUGACUUUCUGCAUUAAUUGUUAUAUUUUAGCGUUGACGUUUAAUUCGUUUUCACUUUUCCAGCAUUUGUAACUUUCAACCGGACAAAUUGCAUUCGUCAGCAGAAGGGCAUGGAUUCUGAUUUCGGAAUUACAGUUCCCGAAAUUGAUGAGUCCGGCUGCCUCUCCAGGGACGAGAUGGUGAUCCUAGGUCACUUUAAAAUGAAAAUGCGAGCUGAUCUUGACCAAAAAGAAGACCCCACUGACGGAUGGUCAGUUCGCACAUGCCUUUUAGCCAAAAAGUUGUGCGAGCGCAUUGAAGAAGGGCAACAACGAAUAGAUGCCCUGCGGCAUCGUCUACAGGAUCAGAGAAAGCAGCUUGAGGCACUGAAGGCGUCAUCACUUUGUCUCAAAGCCAAACGGGUAAGCCGUCUUUUCCCUUUCAAGACUCUACUCUUCAAGACGGCGCCUAAACUCCAUUGUCUGGGCUAUCUGAACUUUCUCAGACAGAAGUCGAGAACGACGUCCUGACCGCUUAUAAACAUGCGUCACACUACCAUAUCGCAUAGGACGAUUUUGUCCAACCAAAAUUUCGUCUGGCAGACCGUAUAGACUGAGUUCUCGGUCAGACGAGUUGGAAGGUAGACAUUAAAGGUUGCGUUCGCAUGUAGAUGAGAUUUUGGCCGUUCUUACGACUAAGAAGUAAAGCACUCAUCAGCGGAACGUCGACGAAUCUACCCGACUCUCAUUGCCGAUGAUGAGAGUGUUGCUCUCCCCUCUAUCCUUCCUCCCCGCCCACCCUCUCCCAUCUUUUGCUCCUUUGUGUACGCUACUUUUUCCCCGAAGUAAUGUGCAGGUUAGGCCACAAUCUGGUCAAUAGGGGUUUAAGGCCCAGCUCACAGGUCACUGCAAGAAACCAAAAUACCCUUCUCUGCCCGUGGUUGAGUCCACGUCCUUCUCGGAGACCGUCGUUCUCAACUUCUGUGAGAACGAGGUCAGUACAACUCUUGAUGACUGAAGCGUUUCCUCUCAUAACGUCUAGGCGUGUCCCCUGAAAUGGCCUCUACCCCCUGGGGCAUGGUGAUAUUCAUAAGGAGAUGUACCAAUGGGUUUUUGUCAGAUGAGAUUACCUUUGACCUAAAAUUUUCGAUGUCUCUGAGCAACAGAUUUGCACUAAAGUGAUUUUCAUGAAAAUAUUUCAUUUAGCUCAAUAGUUGCGUAAUCCAUCCCAAAGACAUCUGAUUGUAGUACUAAUCGGGUGGAAGAACGACAUGUGUGUUGUCUAAAAGAACAUCAGAGAGUCGUGAGACGUCUUAUCGUUUCUAAAUCAGCGGUGCCUCACCGUCUGUGCAAAUUAGUCCCCUCCUGUAUGAUGGGGAACACGAUAAUGGCUGCACGUAACGAUAAGCUGGCCGCCAUUGUGUUGAGCCAGUAGCCGCCCUCGGUCCGCGAAAUUUAGUUUUGGUUUUACAACCGCUUCAGUGGGCACAACUGGUAUGCAUCCUCUGCUUUACAACCGGAGAGCCGACAAGGAGCGACUAGUUCCCUAGUAUAUUCUCGGUAGUCUCGGCUAUCAUUUGGCGGUUUCAUCCCUUUCGUUUUCCCUGGACCCAGCCCAUAUAAGUCCAUUUGCUUCUGGCUUGACGGUAUUUAUUGACGUAAGUCAGUCUCGCGACCUUUUGUUGCGUACUGCGAGUAACAAAUGAACCAAGAGUUAUUUGAUUAUUAUCGCACCAAACGAUGGACAUCAACAAGUGUAAGACUACUUGUCAAAGUUUAGCUCACGGCGACAGUUCUGCCGUCGCGAUCGACGACGUUUAUGCUGAGGCAGACUUGCACAGCUCCUACCACACCUCCUGCUCCUCUCGCCCCCCCAUUCUUGAUUUGAUGGCGAGACAAUGUAAAGACGGACAGACGGAGGUAGACUCCGGUGCGGUAGCUGACAAAGCUUACCAGUCCGUCGCUGUUUUCCACACUCGACCUGAAUUCCAAAACAUGUCUCAGCUUUUCAUUAGGACGGUUCGGAUAUCCCAUCAGAAACGAGCUAAUCGUCCUGACAGAUUAAAGCGCUCAUGUGCCGUUUGGUCGUCCGUUCUCAUCCCUCCACCAGUUAACUGUCUGAGCCUGCCUGUCGCGACGUGAAGGUCUGUGUCUGAGGCGUGCCACCCCCCAAAACACACCCAACCAGCUAACAGUGUCCUGUUAACCUGCUUGACUAUGUUUCGGUCUAGAGCACCUACGGCGCAGCCCAUUUCGAGGGUCAGUUCAGACCACACGACAGUUCGACCAUCGAUUUCGAUGAUAUCCACCGUGUGCCCCACAGACUGCAUUGCGGGAGCAGGGACGGUGACUUACGCAGGGGUUUAUAGUGCCAGUAGACUUGCGUAGCAUCUACCUACACUCUCUCCUCCUUCCCCGCCUGAGCCCGGUGUCAAGACCAAGUCAAGAAGACCGGAGAUGGGGGGAGGCCGCAGGUGAAUGGCUCGGACGGAUCCUCGCCUUUGCGCUCCACUCCGCACCCCCUGGUCCACACACAAAUGGCCAGGAUUUUGACCACAAAACAAUGGGGUGGUGGUAGUGAUCCAGUUGUGCGACGAAUGCCGACAACAGGGUCCGCCAGCGCACCCCGGGAAUGUUGGCAUUUGUUAUUGCGCACAGAUAACGCCUGCCAGAGUCGGAUGUGGGCCCCGUGUUGGUCCAGCGCAUCUAACACGUGGCCCGUUUGGAGGGCACAAGUCCAGACCACAACACUUAGGUCAUGAGAAGUCGGGCCCGCAGAAUUUCGCAGGAAAUUUAUUAAAGUCCUUAAGGACAAAUUGGUGGGAAAAGCGCAGAAUGCAAAGCUUCAGUGGACGCUGAAGUGUAAUUUACCUCUUGUCAUGGGUUAAGAGUUAGCUAAGCCGUGCGUUGAUUAUCCUGCACUUGGCUGCCUUUUUUCGGCUUCCAGGACACCCUGAGCAAGCUUCUGGCAGACGUUUCGCAGAAGGACUCGGACGCCUCCAGCGAUGCCCAACAGCAGGAGGACGAGAUUGCGAAGCUGAAGAGGCGACUGGCCUUCUACCGCAAUGUCCUCAAUUUCAGGGUUGCUCGCCUGAAGGACAAUCGCUUCCAGUUCAUCUUCUAUGGCCUCUCCGAGGACCCCGAGGAUGUCUGCUAUGUUACCUUUGCCGAGCCCGCGGGCAAGAACGCGGAGAUGAUGGUGGACUUGGUGCGCUGCAAUCCGCCCAUCUCAGAUAUUGAGCGGCUGGUGAACUUUCUUAAUCAAACUGGCGACUACCGCAGUUUCCUGAUUGUCCUGCGAAAGCGUUUCCAACGCUACUUCCAGCUGCGAAAGGCAGUCUCUGCCAAGCUGAGUGCCGCUGGUGAUGCAUUGGCUAGUAAACAAGUGUCUUCAUCUUAG